AUGGAAUUACCUGAUGAAAUAGAGCUAACAUUAUCAAGCGAUACUCUAAAAGCUCUUCAAGAGUUCAGACAGGAAGAGAAAGAACGGGAAGCCAACUUCGAAAAACUGUACCAGGAUGCAGAAGUUCAAUUUGGAGAGCAGAAGGUGAUGGAUUUGUUCAAGGAAGAUUGGCAACUGUCUCAGUUUUGGUACAAUGAGAAAACUGCAAGCAUAUUAGCUGAUGCUUUACUAGAUGGCGCCGACAGCGAAACGGUGAUUUGCAUUUUGAGUGCACCAUCCGUUUAUGCCGAAAUAAAAAGACGCGCCGCUUCGAGCCUACCUACAAAGCAUAUACAUCUCUUUGAAUUUGAUAAAAGAUUCGAAGUGCUCGCAGGGUCCAACCACUUUCACUUUUACGAUUAUAACAAGCCACUGGCCAUACCUCCUGAAUUGAAAGGAAAGGUUCACAGAUUUUUAAUCGAUCCGCCAUUUUUGAACGAGGAAUGUCAGACAAAAUUUUCUUCUACCACUAAGGCUUUGCAAAAUCCUGAUUUCAACUUGACAACUAAACAUGGUCAACGUCAACAUGCAGUAGUCUCGAGUACCGGCGAGCGUAUGGCAGAUGUUGUUUCGAAAUUAUAUCCCGGUAUCAAGACUACCAACUUCCGCCCCGAACAUGCCAAUGGUCUCAGUAAUGAAUUUCGAUGCUACGCUGACUUCAAGUGGAAAGGGUGGGACUAUGAAUGA
Molecule: messenger RNA, 726 nt
Organism: Lachancea sp. 'fantastica'
Lineage: Eukaryota; Fungi; Ascomycota; Saccharomycetes; Saccharomycetales; Saccharomycetaceae
Source: the annotation of a GenBank genome assembly